AUGGAUUUUGAAGAAGCAGAGGAUAUAAAUGGAGUCAGAUUUGCUUGGAAUGCAUUUCCAUCCACCAAAGCUGAAGCUGGUAAAAUUGUUGUCCCCACUGGUGCUUUAUACACGCCAUUGAAACAACGUGAGGAUUUGCCCAUUGCUGCAUAUGAUCCUGUUUAUUGCUCAAACCAAACAUGUAAAUCUAUCUUAAAUCCGUAUUGUGCUGUUGAUCCAAAUGGAUUUUGGCGUUGUCCUUUGUGUCAAGGUAGAAACCCAUUGCCGGCGCAUUACCAUGGUAUUAAUCCAGAGAAUUUACCAUUGGAAUUGCAAAACACCAGCUCUACUGUUGAGUAUAUAAAUUCAAGACCAGUUCAAAACCCACCAAUUUUCACUUAUGUCAUUGAUUUGUGUCAAGACGAAGAUAACUUACAAGCAUUGAUUGAGAAUAUUAUUGUUGGUUUGAAUCAUUUACCACCAAAUGCUUUAAUUGGUUUGAUUACUUAUGGAACCAUGGUUCAAGUACAUGACUUGGGAUCAGAAAAGAUCAACAAGAGUUAUAUCUUCCGUGGUGAUAAGGAGUACACUGAUAAACAAAUUAGUGAAAUGUUGAACAAUCCAGUGACUCCAAUGUUGAACCAACAACAGCAACCACAACAACCCUUGGCCAAUUCAUUGACUAGAUUUUUCUUACCAUUGGAAGAUAUUGAGUUUCAAUUGACUACGAUUUUGGAAAAUUUGGGUAAAGAUCCAUGGGCAGUAGCCAAUGGAGCCAGACCUUUAAGAUGUACUGGUAGUGCUUUGAAUGUAGCUGUCAAUUUGUUGGGAUUAACCUUCCCCGGAUUUGGAGCUAGAGUCAUGUUGUUUUCUGCUGGACCGGGAACUUUGAACCCAGGUAUGAUUGUUGGAAACCAAUUGAAAGAACCUAUCAGAUCACAUUCUGAUAUUGAUAAAGAUAAUGCCAAACAUUUCAAGAAGGCAGUCAAAUUUUAUGAUGCAAUUGCUUCCAAGGCAGUUAAAAACAGUCACGCAGUUGAUAUUUUUGCUGGUUGUUAUGAUCAAAUAGGUAUGUUGGAGAUGAAAAACUUGUGUAAUACCACCGGUGGUACUUUGUUGUUAUCUGAUGCAUUUACUACAUCCAUAUUCAAAAGAUCGUUUUUGAGGUUGUUUAAUAAAGAUGAGGAAGGGUAUUUAUUGAUGGGAUUUAAUGCUUCUCUUGAAAUAAGAACUUCCAAGGAAUUAAAAGUUAGUGGAUUGAUUGGACAUGCUUCAUCUUUGGGAGUGAAAUCAACAAAUGUUUCUGAAAAUGAAUUGGGUCUUGGUGGAACAUCAAACUAUAGACUCUGUGCUACUUCACCAAGACACACGUAUGCUGUGUUUUUUGAUGUGGCAAACACACAACAAUUGCCACCAACUGCUCAGAGCUAUGUUCAAUUUGUCACUCACUACCAACAUGCCAGCGGUACCUAUAGAACUAGAGUCACCACAGUAUCCAACUAUUUGACUAGUGACGAGCAAACACUCACCAACUCCUUUGAUCAGGAAGCAGCAGCUGUAUUAAUGGCAAGAGUCACUCUAUUCAAAGCAGAGCAAGAUGAUGGAGCUGAUGUUCUUAGGUGGAUCGAUCGUAUGCUUAUUCGUUUGUGCCAAAAAUUCGCAGACUAUAGAAAAGACCAAGAAGAGAGUUUCCGUUUGGGACAACAAUUUCAAUUGUACCCACAAUUUAUCUAUUACUUGCGAAGAUCACAAUUUUUGCAAGUUUUCAAUAACUCACCUGAUGAAACAGUGUUUUAUAGACACGUUUUGUUGACUGAAGAUACAAACAACUCUUUGAUUAUGAUUCAACCAACAUUGACUUCAUUCACUUUGGAAGGUGAACCAGAAGCAGUUUUGUUGGACUCAGUAUCCAUUCGAGAUGAUCGUAUCUUGCUAUUGGAUACCUUUUUCCAUAUUUUAAUUUUCCAUGGUAAGACAAUUGCUGCUUGGCGUAAAGCUGGUUAUCAAGAUCAAGAAGAGUAUGCUAAUUUCAAAGAAUUAUUAGAUGAGCCAAAACAAGAAGCAGCUGAGCUAUUAGCUGAUAGAUAUCCAUUACCAAGAUUUAUUGAUACUGAAGAAGGUGGCUCGCAAGCGAGAUUCUUGUAUUCAAAAUUGAACCCUAGUGUUACCUACAACACCAACGAAUUGAUUGGUGGUCUGGGCUUGGGUGGUGCAGGUGGAGCAAUUGUCUUGACGGAUGAUGUCAGUUUGCAAGUGUUUAUGAGCCAUUUACAAAAAUUAGUAGUUAGUGGAUCUAGUUAG
Molecule: messenger RNA, 2280 nt
Organism: Lodderomyces orthopsilosis Co 90-125
Lineage: Eukaryota; Fungi; Ascomycota; Pichiomycetes; Serinales; Debaryomycetaceae
Gene: SEC23
Product: GTPase-activating protein
Exons: 1
Coding region: 1-2280 (759 amino acids)
Biological process (GO): COPII-coated vesicle cargo loading; endoplasmic reticulum to Golgi vesicle-mediated transport; intracellular protein transport
Cellular component (GO): endoplasmic reticulum exit site; COPII vesicle coat
Molecular function (GO): zinc ion binding; GTPase activator activity
Source: RefSeq, a predicted model, not a curated record